Molecule: messenger RNA, 2553 nt
Organism: Closterium sp. Yama58-4
Lineage: Eukaryota; Viridiplantae; Streptophyta; Zygnematophyceae; Desmidiales; Closteriaceae
Source: the annotation of a GenBank genome assembly
AUGCCUUUUUCAGGUGUAGUUUCUGGUUCGUUGAAGCGCCGAAGAGACGAGAAGGACGGGCUUUCAGAUCUUGCCCAGCGUAAGGAGCAGCGAUCCUGUGGCAUGAUGAUCGGCAAGAGUAACGGCGUUUACGUCGCUUCUAUGGGUGCUGCAGAGCAGGCGCGGCUUAACGGUGCGGCUUUGUUUUACUCGACUCAGAAAUCGGUUUUUCCGGAGCUCCUGCCUGCGGCAGCCGCGGAAGCUGACGUGGCCUUCCCGUCGGGUCCCUCCGGUGUGGUGAGUCCUGUGUGGGAGUCGAACUCGGGACUUCUAGCAGGCUCUUUACUAGGAGGGUCCUUAACAGGCGCUCUGGCAGACUCGCCGGUUUUGUACGAGGAGCGGUUCGCUGAUCCGUUAUGGAAUCACGGACUGACGUACUCGGUUUAUCCGGCAGAUUAUAACGCGGACGGCGGACUAUUCGUGACAGCGGCUGCAGCGGGCGCGGGAGAGGAUGCAGGUGAUGACUAUAACGGGGAUGCGGUGGACGUGCCGCGGAUCGACUCAUCGGCGCAUAUUAACGAUCUUAUAGCGCAGUACUCGCGAGCAGACGUUGUCGCAGCGGCUGACGCGGCGGAAGCGACGGCAGCGGCAACUCUCGUUUUUCCGUCUGACAACGUGUCCGCAUCUCGCGGAUUUUCGUCCUCGUUCCGUCAGCCGCUACUUGACGGCCCGGCUGGUUCCGCCGGCGCGGGUGCGUGGUUGGAAAAGUCGGCUGUGCGCUCUGACAAAUUCUCAUUGUCGGAGCCGCGUUUGGCUUCUGAUUCCCGUGAUUGGAUGGUCGCGGCGCCGUACGACCGCUUUAAUCGGCUUCCGGGAGUCGCGGAGGAGGUUGACGAGCCGCGGGAAUCAGGAAUCAAGGAGAAUGACACGUGGGAGGUGCUGCGGGCAGGCAAGCGUUUGCGGACGGGCAAGGAAGCGCAGCGGGCAGAUUCACGGGCAGACGAUGCAUCGCCGGCAGGGGUCGAGACUCGAGCGGUGAAGGAGACGAGGCGUGAUGCUGAGCGCGCCGCGGCUGAAGAGAAGGAGAAGGACCCUACCGGUGCAACGACAGGUGCCGCGGAUGCAGAGACGAGCCUUGCGUCUGGAAGCCUUGCAGCGGGAUUGCUCGCGGGUUGGGCCCACGCGACGGCUGUAGCGGAGUUGCCGGCUGCAGCAGACGCUGUAGCUGAGGUGCCGGCUGUAGCGCUGGAUGGCUCUGCGACGCCGUAUCACACGCCGCACAUGACGCCUUAUCACACGCCGGAGCGCCAGGUAGGCGCUGACGUGGCGGGUCUCCAGGCGGCGCAGGGAUUAGCGGACGAGUGUGCUCCUGGCCCGGGAUCACGGGUUGACGUGGCGGCUCCAGGGACGGGGAUCGCUGAGCUGGGCUCGCUGGAGGACACGUGGCAGGGUGGAGUUUCAACACACUGGGGUGUUUUACCCAAUUGGGUGCUGGAGGAGCUGGAAGGGGCAGGAGUAGAGGAGGGGGUGGAAAAGAAAGACGAUCUUGAGGACUAUAUGGAGGAGGCUUUUAGCGAGGAUGAGGGUCUGCAGGUGCUGGUGCGAGCCGAUUCCCAUGAGAGCUCCACUGCUGCCCCUUCUGUGUACAGUCCGUGGUCCAGAGUGGUGGAGAGUGGUGUUAGAGCUGCAGAGGAGGGGGAGACACAGGUAGUUAAGAAGCAGCAGCAGGAGGCGGAGGAGGAGAAGGAGGGGAAAGGGAAGCAAGGGGGGCAGCAGCAGGAUGUGCCUUCUGCAUGGAUGAACGGCUGUGAUUCGAUUGAUCUGGGGCUUGAGUAUGCUGCAGUGGAGGAGUCGGAAGGAGGUGAGGAAGGGGAGGAAACUGACGUGGCGACUGGAGAAGCUUCUGGGAAAGACUCUGUGUCGCAUGCACGGAGGGAGGAGGAUGAAGGGGGGGAGGAGGGAGAGGAGGGGCUUGGAGAGUCAGCAGCGGUGGGGAGUUCUGAUGCAGAUGAUGGGGCAGAUUAUGAUUCCGAUGCUGAUGCUGCUGGUGAUGCUGAUGCUGCUGGUGAUGGUGAUGGUGAUGGUGAUGGUGAUGGUGAUGGUGAUGGUGAUGGUGAUGGUGAUGGUGAUGGUGAUGGUGAUGGUGAUGGUGAUGGUGAUGGUGAUGGUGAUGCUGCUGAGGAUGGUCCUGGUGUAUGGGGUAUUGGUACUGUAUGGGGCAUUGGUAAUGUAUGGGGCAUUGGUACUGUAUGGGGUAUUGGUACUGUAUGGGGUAUUGGUACUGUAUGGGGCAUUAGUAGUGUAUGGGGCAUUGGUAGUGUAUGGGGUAUUGGUACUGUAUGGGGUAUUGGUACUGUAUGGGGCAUUAGUAGUGUAUGGGGCAUUGGUAGUGUAUGGGGUAUUGGUACUGUAUGGGGUAUUGGUACUGUAUGGGGUAUUGGUACUGUAUGGGGUAUUGGUACUGUAUGGGGUAUUGGUACUGUAUGGGGUAUUGGUACUGUAUGGGGUAUUGGUACUGUAUUGGAACACAAGAAAGGGAGGAAAGAUCUGUGGCAGAAUUCAGGGGCAAGAUAA